Haliaeetus leucocephalus (bald eagle) is the source of this 2652-nucleotide messenger RNA. RefSeq names its product RAD52 homolog (S. cerevisiae) (gene RAD52). The transcript is spliced from 12 exons. Gene Ontology annotation, cellular component: nucleus. Lineage: Eukaryota; Metazoa; Chordata; Aves; Accipitriformes; Accipitridae. The record is from RefSeq and is a predicted model, not a curated record. Gene Ontology annotation, biological process: double-strand break repair via homologous recombination; DNA recombinase assembly; mitotic recombination. Bases 638 to 1891 code for a protein of 417 amino acids.
CCCUUGGCCGCGGAGCUGCGGCGAGUCGCCGUUGGGAGCCCCGCCCGAAUGAGCGCGAAGGGGCUGGGGCCGCGGGAGGCAGCGCGACUCUCCUCGGGUAAAAAACGCUCCGCCUGAGCCCGUGGGUUUCCCUCAAAGGCAACGCCAAAGCUGGUACGCUCAGCCCCGCUGCUGCCUAGGCACUCUUACCGUGGGCAAACUCGGUUUCCCUGAUAAAGGCUGCUUCUAACUUAGAAGACUUCCAGCCUGCUGCAACCGAGCCCUGCCUUCAUCCAGGCAGACAGAGCAAAUGACCUGCUCAGGAGUCUUUCUAGCUCGAUUUUUUGUGAUUUCGAGGUGUAAGUAGCCAAAACCAACAUUGACUGCCUUAGCCGUUAUUCCCAGGGGACGCUGAAGUGAGAGGUUAUAGUAAAUUGGAUAGAUCUGUAAGACUACACAAGGAACGACCCCGUUAUUGACAUAUAAAAAUGAUCACUAUUUAAAUGAAUAUCUUGUUGCAAAAAAUACGGUAAUUCAGACCUCUCACAAUUAUGAUAGCUGACAUAUAUUGAGGUCCCAAUAACCUGAACUUCCUUUUCAACUGUAGAAGCACAGCAUCCAUUUCAAAUUACUUUAUGAAGAAUAAUAUAGUGCAGGGAUGCCUGAAAGUCAAGGGAAAGACAGUGAAAGCUACAUCAGCAGCAAUACUUCCAGCACUAGCAAUUCGGUUGCUUGCUUCGGACAGUAUCAAUACACAGCAAGUGAAUAUCAAGCUAUCCAGCAUGCUCUUCGUCAGAGACUGGGUCCAGAAUAUAUCAGCAGUCGGCAAGCUGGAGGAGGACAAAAGGUCUGUUACAUUGAGGGUCACAGGGUAAUCAGUCUGGCCAAUGAGAUGUUUGGCUUCAAUGGCUGGGCUCAUUCAGUCACUCAGCAGAACGUUGAUUUUGUUGACCUCAACAAUGGCAGGUUCUAUGUGGGGGUCUGUGCAUUUGUGAAAGUUCAGCUUAAGGAUGGGUCAUACCAUGAAGAUGUGGGGUAUGGAGUCAGUGAAGGCCUAAAGUCUAAGGCCUUGUCCCUAGAAAAGGCAAGAAAGGAGGCAGUAACAGAUGGACUGAAGAGGGCACUCAAGUGCUUUGGGAAUGCUCUUGGGAACUGCAUCUUAGACAAAGACUACCUACGAGCCGUGAAUAAGCUUCCACGUCAGAUGCCCUCUGAGUUAGAUUUGGUCAAAGCUAAAAGACAGGAUUAUGAGCCUGAAAUAGAGAAAGCAAGAUACAAUAGCUGUUUGGAAAGGCAGAACACAGGAGGGAGACAACAUUGUGAGAUGGCAUCUAAUUGUAAGCCUGGUCAGACAGAGGCUGCUGAAGUGACAGUAGAUCAGAAACAGCCAAAUAGUUCCAGAAAUACAGACUCCUUAGCUAUUGAGUGCGAUGCCACUUACCAGCGGAAGUUGCGACAAAAGCAGCUACAGCAGCAGUUCCGGGAACAGAUGGAGAAAAAGCAUCAGGUUCCAGUAGUUAUUCCUAGCAGCAAACAGGCAACAUCCGAUGCUCCUGUAAAGCACAGCACUCCAGCAGCAAUACAACAGGAGCUAGCAAUAGAAGAGGAGUUCUUUACAGAUGAUCCUGAACUUUGGGACAUUUCCUUGGAGACCACUGAUCUUAUGAUAAUGAGCCAUAAAAUGGCAGACCCAUCAGCUGGACAGCAGACACCUGAAACACCCCGUGGAAGUCAUCAAAUGACUACUCGCAGCAGGACGCCUCACAGAAUGAAUUACCACAUUACCACUGCACCAUUGCAGCCAUCUGUUACAAUCAUGAGCACCAGCAGCUGUGCCAACCAGCAUACCCCAGAGCAUAACCCCCACAGGAGAAGUCAAAGCUUGAAAAAAAGGAGACUAGAACCUACGUAAGACACCUGGUGGUAUCAUUACCCCCAUACUGGAUUACAUCAGAAGACUGCAGCUGGCUAUUCAAAUUAUGUGAGGAAGUCUAACGCAUUAAUGGAUUUUCCUGUAUAUUAUGGUGAAGCAAUACAGAAGAGUUUAAUACAGCCACCAAGAAUUUAAUGUACUUUUAGGUUAUUGCAUGUUUCAGAUGCCUUUUUAUGUAAGAAAAGCAAUGAUUUGUGCUUCUGCAGCACUAGACUUGUGGCUGUAUUACAAGCUGAUGCUAGACGUAACUUGCCUGAAAUGGUAACAGAAUGAAUUUUUUAAAUGAGAUGCAAUUCAUAGCUUUUUUUCCUCCCUCAGUGUUGCAUUUCAGCACAGAGAAAAGAGAUUUUCAGUAAAAUGGGGAGAGGGUGGGUUAUGGUCAGGUGACAAAGCCCACAAGCUGUGGUCACCUAUUUGGUGAGGCUGAGGGUGUGAAGCUGUGGCAGCGUCUGCCCCUGACAUGCAGCCCAGCCAUUUGCCCCAUGGCUACACAAACAGGGUCAGAGCCCAUUGCUGCUCCUCAGUGUGUUCCUCAGCUGUGUCGGGUUCCCAUGCAGCAGCAGCAGCAGCAGAUUGAGCCGUGCCAGCCCAGGAGGGCAGCACAGGGGCAGGAGUGCACUGGGACUGCUGCCAGAGCUGCAUGUAGCAUCUCAGACAGUAUUUGCUUGGACUCUUUGUAAAAUGAGUGGGAGCUGAACUUUUGUUUUUAAAUAAGCUUUCAACCCUUUUCAAUAUAAAAA